Molecule: messenger RNA, 864 nt
Organism: Dichomitus squalens LYAD-421 SS1
Lineage: Eukaryota; Fungi; Basidiomycota; Agaricomycetes; Polyporales; Polyporaceae
Product: Aldo/keto reductase
Exons: 8
Coding region: 1-864 (287 amino acids)
Cellular component (GO): cytosol
Molecular function (GO): aldose reductase (NADPH) activity; oxidoreductase activity, acting on NAD(P)H as acceptor
Source: RefSeq, a predicted model, not a curated record
AUGCCGGCAAUUGCGUUCGGAACGGGUUCCAAGUGGAAGGGACAGGACGUAACCGACUACGUUAUCCAGGCCAUAGAGACCGGCUUCUCCCACAUCGACUCCGCGCAAUGGUACGGGACCGAGGACAGCGUAGGCCGUGCCAUUCGCGAGAGCGCGUUGAACCGGAGCGACCUGUACAUCACGACCAAGUGGUCUGGUCGCACCGACAUACCUGAGGCGAUCAACAACAGUCUCGUGCAAAUUGGUGUGAAGCAAGUUGAUCUCUACCUCAUCCACAACCCGAGCUUCGUGACGGACCUAGAACAUGACUGGAAGGAGUUCGAGAAGAUCAAGGAGACCGGUCUGGCAAAGAGCAUAGGCGUCAGCAACUUCAACCUUGAGACUCUUCAGAAGCUCGUGAAGAUCGCAAAAGUCAAGCCUGCGGUCAACCAGAUCCUCUUCCACCCGUACAACUAUGCCGAGAACAAGGAGCUGCUUGAGUACAGCGCGAAACACGGUAUCAUCACCGAAGCUUACAGCAGUCUCUUCCCCAUCACGAGGUACCCUGGCGGUCCAGUAGACGCUCCUGUCGCAGCAGCCGCAAAGCGUCUUAACGCCACGCCCACUCAAGUUCUUCUGUUGUGGGUCAGGAGCAAAGGUGUCUCAAUUGUCACGACUAGCUCGAGCAAGGAGCAUCUGCAGGAGUAUCUCGCCGUCGCUGAUCUUCCCGCACUCACGGACGAGGAGAUCGCUGCGAUUGACGAGGCCGGUGCGAAGGGUCCCCCCAGCGAGACCCUCACCCAUCUCCGCAGGAAGAAGUACAUCAAUCUCGCAUGUUCACUUUUUGCCAUCGGUCUCUUUUUAUGGGUUCAGUACCGGGGUUAG